Messenger RNA from Heterobilharzia americana, 5197 nucleotides. NCBI's taxonomy places the organism in Eukaryota, Metazoa, Platyhelminthes, Trematoda, Strigeidida, Schistosomatidae. The record is from the annotation of a GenBank genome assembly.
UUGGCAGACUUCGUGAAAUAUGACUCUGAGGCGUGUGUCGAUCAUUGGUUCUGGCAAUUGGGGUUCUACAAUUGCUAAGAUCGUUGGGAACAAUGUAAAGAGUUUUACGGAGUAUACGCCAGAGGUUCGAAUGUGGGUGCAUGAAGAAAUGAUAGAUGAUCGCAAGCUGACAGAAAUAAUCAACACAACACAUGAAAACGUGAAGUAUUUGCCUGGUGUUAAACUGCCGGAUAACGUUGUUGCCAUUCCAGACGUAUCUUCAGUAGCUCGCGACGCAGAUGUUCUUGUGAUUGUUAUGCCCCACCAGUUUCUUGAUAAGACACUUUCUGCAAUGAAAUCUGACGUUAAACCAAGUGCAUACGCUGUUUCCUUGAUGAAGGGUCUAGCCCUCAGCGACGACCAUGGGAUCCGACUACUAACGGAUUGCAUUAGAGAAAUACUGAAAAUACCUUGUGCAGCUCUUAUGGGUGCCAACCUGGCAACUGAAGUUUCUCAAGAAAACUACUGUGAAGCGACUAUUGGUAUUGACGAUGCACAAAUUGGAUCUGAACUUAAAAAGCUCUUCCAGGACGAAGAUAUUGAUAACCAUCAAACUGGUGAUGCCGAAAAAGCGUCAGUUUUUAAUAUAUUCUCAUCAACGGUAGCUGAUUCCAGUAUCGUUCCUCAUCCCACUGAUAAAAUCCAGUCAGCUAGAUAUCUCAACUCACUGGUUAGAGGCAAAACUAAUCCAGACCAUUUAUCUUAUUUAAAAGAUAAAUUAUAUCGGAUAUUAGUGAUUGACUACUUCAGUUCACGGACUGUCAUCUUAGUAACAGAAUAUUCUAAUGAGCGUGAUGCAAUACAAAAGAAGGCCUUCACAAACUGGGUUAAUCAACAUUUAGUAAAGCGUAAUUGUUGGGUCCAGGAUUUAUUUCUUGAUUUGCGUAAUGGAUAUCUGUUAGUACGCCUAUUAGAAUGUUUAACAAAUGAAGUAUUGGGACUUGAAUAUAUUGAAAGUCGUGUUCAUUGGAUUCAGAAUAUUCAACGUGUAUUGGAUUUUCUUCGAUAUCGUGGGAUCCGUAUAGUUAAUAUUCGAGCUGACGAAAUCGUUGAUGGUAAUCCUAAAUUAACACUAGGCCUAAUUUGGAUCAUAAUUUUACACUUCCAAUUAGCGGAAUUAAUUGAGGAUCAAACUAAAAUUCAAUCGAAUAUUCGUGUUGACCUAUCUAUGGACAAUGCAGCUAAACAAACGCUUCUUAGUUGGUGUCGUGCUGUCACGUCCAACUAUCCAGGUGUCUAUGUAAAAGAUUUCAGCGAAUCAUGGGGUGACGGGCGUGGAUUUCUUGCUUUGAUACAUCGUUAUAGGCCUGAUUUAAUUGAUUUCCGUCAAGUUGAUCGUCAAUCGGCUCGCGAAAAUCUUGAUUUGGCAUUCGAUUUAGCCGAACGUGAACUUGAAGUUACGCGUCUAUUCGAUCCAGAUGAUAUUUCAAAGAUAACAGAUGAACGAUCAAUUAUGACUUAUGUGGCUUCACUGUAUGAUAAAUUAGUUUGUAAUUCUCAACAUCGCUCAUCAUAUCCGUUAGCAAUCAUACCCCCUAUGCCUUCCUUAUACCAUGACUCUCAUACACCUGGACCUGUAGAUUCAACUUUCCAAUUUCAAGCUUCAAAUCAACUACCGGAUGAAUUGAAAUCGCUAUGGUCUGAUUAUCGGGUUCUAGCUAGUGAUCUAAUUCAAUGGCUUCGAUCAACAACUGACCGUUUGGCUAAUCGUCAUUUCCCAUCAGAUUUAAAAGCUAUGCAAGAACGCGUGAUGGAUGAAAUCCGACGACAUCGACGCGAUGAACGACCUAGAAGAGAAAGAGAACGCCAACAACUAGUUCGUAUGUAUGAAGAACUAAAGCCGUCUAUUGAACGUGGAAUACUCCCAGUUGACAUAUUCCUUCGUAUUGAACAAAUUCUUCGUUUGUGGGAUGAAUAUGAUGUUGCAUUACAAGAACGUGAAUUGGCUGCAAGAAACGAAAUACAUCGGUUGGAUCGGUUGCAGUGGGCUGGUAAUCGGGCUCUACGGGAUUGUGUUCAAGUCCAAGCACAGUUAACUGCGUUACAACGUCGAGUGGCUGAGCUACCAACGCGAUCUCAAGAGGAAAAACAGGUCUUGAAUGAAUCUUUACAACUGCUUGAACAACAGUAUCAACAAUUAGUGGAUGCAUCAUCUAAGCGUCGAAGUAUGGCUCAAUCAUUAUUGGAAUUCGUUGAACGUGCUAGUAAUGAAUUAAUUUGGCUCCGUGAGCGUGAAUCAUGUGAAGUGACACGAAAGUGGACUGAGAUUUAUUAUGAUGGAUUAGAUCGUGUUCGAAUUCACUUCCAAAAACUUAUGCAUGAGAUUCAUGAGAAAGAAGUUGUCUACAAUGAACUCAGCGUAUUGGGUUCAUCUAUUCAGUUAGAGAAUUACUCUGUAACUGAUCUUGUACAAACUUAUCUGAACGCCUUAGAACGUCAUUGGGCUUGGUUACUACAAUUGACUUACUGCUUCGAAGCACAUAUAGAACAAGGAACUCGUUUCCAAAGCUUUUUCAAUGAUGUCAAACAAUGUGAACUACUAUUGACCACAGCCCUAGAAGAAUUACGUUCACACUAUGAAUCAACUCUGAAGGCAACAACAGCUGAACAAGGUGAAACUCUUUUAAAACAACUACAAGAACUGUAUACUCGAGUGAUUGGUCAAGAAACAUUUAUAUUCCAAUUAGUUGACUUAAGUCAAGAAAUUGUUCCACCAAUUCCUGAUAACUUGAAUUCACAAGAAGAAAAUACAUCAGCUAUAAUAGGUCGUCGUACACGUGUCCUUUGUUCAUUCCAACCUAAAGAUUAUUUUAUUGAUAGUCAUCAACGCUAUUCCGGUGAUUUAUCAUUGAUCAAUUCUGUCAAUACAUGUAACAUGUCAAUUGUAAACACUAGUAGUAUUAUCGAGCCUAUAUUCUGGCCAGUCGGUGAUAGUACAGGCUGUUUUGAUAAAGGCGAUUUUCUUACAAUAUUGGAGAAUCCCGAAGCUCAUAGACUUCAAGUUCGUACAGCUAAUGGAUCCACGUUAACUGUUCCGAUGAUAUGCUUUUUACCCUGUUGGCCUUGUAGUGAAGCUAUGGAUAGAGCUAAAUGUAUUGUAUCAACUUUACAGCACUUUAAAACAUGUUGGUCUGAACUAAAUUUACGGUUACGUGGACAUUUGUUAACUAUCGCAAUGUCCAAGUUCAUUGAAAAUCCUGUCCAACAUGAUAUUCCUCAACAAAUGGAUCUACGAAAGGUGAUUUACCAUGAUGCUGAACGAUAUUGUUUAGAACUACAACUAGUCAAUACACCUCUUCCAGAAGUGGAUAAAUUUAAACAAAACUUUAUACUUUUCCAAAAUAGUUGUAUUGAACAGUUAUAUAAUGUCCCAGCAAUGAAUGGGGACGAUGUUAGUGGUAACAGCUGUUUAAAAAUUCAACUAUCAGAAAUGUAUGCAAUUGUUGAUGAAUUGAGAACAAUAUUGAGCACUUUAACAGAGCGUCUUAGAGAAUCAAACUCUCUUCCUCUACCAGGUAGAUCAUGUGACAUGGAAGUGCGGAUUAAAGAACACAAGAAAUGGUCUCAUGCUUUAGCUCGUGUUCUCGCUCAAUGCACAGAAUUAGAACAGCAUAUAAGUCAAUCGGAUGGACAAGGUACGAGUUCUAGUGAAUCAUCAAACACAAUACUGAGUACAAGUCUCUCUGCCUUACACAGAGCAGCUAGUGAAUUGGCUUUGACAGGUCAAGAAUUUGCUUGUCGUUUAGCUGAUGCAGAUGCAUGGAUUGCUCGUUUAGAACAAACUGAUCAAAUGCUGAUAGAUUGUGAGCUAUGUUUAUUAGGAUGUGCAGUACGUGUACACGGUCUUCUGCAAAGCGAUGAUCUGAAUAAUGAUCCAAAUAGUUCAGCAGAUGGUCUUCGUAUCUGUGUAGUUGAAAGAGCUCAUAGAGAUUUAAAGUCUGUUGCAGAACGUCUUCCGCAAAUUCGAUCAGAUCUGGAUUCGCUGAGUCAACAGUUGACUCGAUUUAUGGCCUCCAGCGGAACAUGUGGAGACACAAUUAAUCGUUGUGAUAAUGCCUAUGAAAAGUCAAAUUUAUUGAAGCUGAAUCUAUCACCACCUGGUGAUAAUCAUCACUUGGAAUCAAAUCUUGCCUGUUCUGAACAUCGUUUAGCUGAGGCAACCAAAGAAGUUGAGCAAGAACUUAAAGCAUUCGGUGAAUCAUUGGUUUGUUUCUCCAAUUAUCAGAAACUAUCCAGUCAGCUUAGUUUGUGGUUAGGUGAAUUCGCUUCUCGUAUGCGAUCAUUCGGUGAAAUGACUAAAUCCUUGGGAAUAAAGUCAUCUAGUGAAAAUAUUGUGUCAGUACAGAAUCCUGGUUUAUUCAAAGAAGUUUUGAAACAAUCUGAUGAUUUACUGACUGAUUUACAAGUGCAUUCUGAUGUUAUUGAACAAUUGAAUAGAGAAGUUGCUCAUCUGAUAUCUUCGUUAACUAAUUAUGCAGAACGAACCCAAAAUUAUCGCGAAUUAGUUGAGAAUACAAUACUGCAAACAACAGAUGAGUUGAAUAGUCAGUUUAAUAUUCACUCUCGUCACAUAUAUGAUAUAGUGAAUUGUUUAAAUAAGCUUCUAAGAUCGAAAGAAUCUUCAACUGUGAAUAAUAUAUCCGGUCCAAAUUUUGUAAAACCUUAUCGUGAAUUAUAUACAGGAGUAUGGCCUAAAGAAUUAAAUAAUCGAUUGAAAGAAGCUCAGUCUUCUCCUUUCAAGUCAAAGUAUCAAGAGAAUGGAGAACACAAUGGACUGAACGUAACAGAAAAUUCACUGGAUAAAAAAUGCUCAAAUUCAUAUUCAUCCACCCAUAAGGAAAAGUUAAUUGGAACGAAGGAGUUGAAAUCAGGUGUACAUCUUAGUGGCGUGCAUAAUCAACCCAUCUGUUUGCUGCCAACAGGUUGGGAAGCGGCAACAUUGGCUACAAUAUCUAAGGCGCAUCAGUUAUACGGACCAAAAAUUUUUCAAACUUCUGGUUCAUGGUUUGUAACUCAGUUGACCGGAGAGAAUGAAACACAUGGGUUUGGUGAAACACUCUGUGUAGGAGAUGCACUGCGUUGUGGAUUAUUCGACCUAGCUGCAAAAACUUGUCGCCAAAAUCGAUCGUCACUUGCUAUACGUUGUCUGAUGCUGUAG